Messenger RNA from Penicillium alfredii, 1308 nucleotides. Its product is annotated as MCT family MFS transporter. NCBI's taxonomy places the organism in Eukaryota, Fungi, Ascomycota, Eurotiomycetes, Eurotiales, Aspergillaceae. The record is from RefSeq and is a predicted model, not a curated record. Gene Ontology annotation, cellular component: fungal-type vacuole membrane. The transcript has 2 exons. Bases 1 to 1308 code for a protein of 435 amino acids. Gene Ontology annotation, molecular function: transmembrane transporter activity. Gene Ontology annotation, biological process: transmembrane transport.
AUGGGGUCCACUAAUCUGGAUGUAGAGCAAAAGGUCCUCGCCGACACUCCGGCUCAAGACCACAAUGCAUCGGCCAAUGCGUCAGAAGUUCCCGAGAAGGAGUCCGAGAUCACCUUCGAUACGGGUGUCAUGAGUUGGCUGCAGGUCCUGGGCUCGUUCUUCCUCUUCUUCAAUUCCUGGGGCAUUAUCAACACCUGGGGUGCCUACCAGACCUACUAUGAGCAAUAUCUACUCGCCGGGACGCCGUCAUCGUCCAUCGCCUGGAUCGGAUCGCUGCAGUCCUUCCUCCUGAUGAUGAUUGGAGUCGUGACGGGCCCGUUGUUCGACGCGGGCUAUUUCCGGGUGCUGAUCUGCUUUGCGGCAGUCAUGCUACCAUUUGGCUUGAUGAUGACCAGUCUCUCCACCAAAUACUGGCAUCUGAUUCUCUCACAGGGGAUCUGUGUCGGUCUGGCCGCUGGGUGUCUCUUUGUGCCUUCGGUCGCCAUCCUGCCGCAGUACUUCCGUCGCAAAAGAGGUCUGGCAAAUGGCUUGGCCGCGAGCGGCAGCAGCGUCGGUGGCGUGGUGUACCCCAUCAUGUUCGAUCAGCUGCAGAAGAAGGUCGGCUUCCCAUGGGCCACCCGCGCACUCGGCUUCCUUUGUCUGGGAUCCAUCUGCAUAUCCCUGAGCGUGAUGCGAGUGCGGUUCCAGCCAAAAGAGAAACGGAAGCUCUACCAACUGUCUGCGUUCAAGGAACCGGCCUAUUGCAUCUUUGCCGUGGCCAUGUUUCUGGGCUUCCUGGGCUUCUACAACUUCCUCUUCUACGUGCAGUCCUACGCAAUUGAGACGGGCAUUGUCAACGCGAACUUGGGAUUCUAUCUGCUGGCCAUGCUUAACGCCGCCUCGACCUUUGGCCGAAUCGCCCCCAACUUCAUCGCCGACCACACUGGCCCUUUGAACAUGCUCACCCCAGCCGUGACCAUCACCGCAGUCUUGGCCUUUGUCUGGAUCCGCGUCCAUACUGUGCCUGGUAUCAUUAUCCUGGCUGUUUUUUAUGGCUUUUUCUCCGGCGGGUUUGUGUCCCUGCCGCCGGUAGUCAUGGCAAGUAUGACCCCAGACGUGCGCGACCUGGGCACGCGAUUGGGAAUGAUUUUUGCUACGACUUCGAUCGGCCUGUUGAUCGGCACUCCGAUUGGGGGUGCCAUUUUGAGCGACACGCACGGGUAUCUCGGUCUGCAGCUAUUUACUGCUUGUUGUCUGAUCGCGUCUGCGUGUCUCAUGGCCCUUGUGAGGUUUGUCCGCUCGGGGCCAAAACUGCUUUCCAAGACUUGA